Fragaria vesca subsp. vesca is the source of this 1548-nucleotide messenger RNA. Its product is annotated as S-adenosylmethionine synthase 1-like. Gene Ontology annotation, biological process: S-adenosylmethionine biosynthetic process. Gene Ontology annotation, molecular function: methionine adenosyltransferase activity; ATP binding. The record is from RefSeq and is a predicted model, not a curated record. Gene Ontology annotation, cellular component: cytosol. The transcript has 2 exons. Lineage: Eukaryota; Viridiplantae; Streptophyta; Magnoliopsida; Rosales; Rosaceae. Bases 31 to 1260 code for a protein of 409 amino acids.
CAGGAGUUUAGGACUUUAGGCCAUUUCUACAUGAUGUUUAACAGGGCUGAUUCUCCUUCUGUUAGAUUUUAUCGGAUUUGUUCUUUAAUGCUUCUAAAAAUGGACACCUUCCUCUUUACCUCCGAGUCUGUGAAUGAGGGACACCCUGAUAAGCUCUGUGAUCAGAUUUCCGAUGCAGUGCUUGAUGCCUGCCUUGAACAAGAUCCUGACAGCAAAGUUGCCUGUGAGACUUGCACCAAGACCAACAUGGUCAUGGUUUUCGGAGAGAUCACAACCAAAGCCAAAGUGGACUAUGAGAAGAUAGUGCGCGACACCUGCCGCAGCAUUGGAUUUGUUUCGGAUGCUGUAGGCCUUGAUGCUGACAACUGCAAGGUCCUGGUGAACAUUGAGCAACAAAGCCCUGAUAUAGCUCAGGGUGUGCAUGGCCACCUCACCAAGCGGCCCGAGGAAAUUGGUGCAGGAGACCAGGGUCACAUGUUUGGUUAUGCCACUGAUGAGACUCCUGAGCUUAUGCCUCUCAGCCAUGUUCUUGCUACACAGCUUGGUGCACGUCUCACUGAUGUUCGAAAAAAUGGCACCUGCCCUUGGCUGAGACCUGAUGGCAAGACUCAAGUCACUGUGGAGUACUACAAUGACCAUGGUGCUAUGGUUCCACUCCGUGUCCACACGGUUCUCAUUUCUACUCAGCAUGAUGAGACUGUUACCAAUGAUGAAAUUGCAGCUGACCUCAAGAAACAUGUCAUUAAGCCAGUUGUUCCUGAGAAGUACCUAGAUGAGAAGACUAUUUUCCAUCUCAACCCUUCAGGUCGAUUUGUGAUUGGUGGACCGCACGGUGAUGCAGGUCUAACUGGCCGAAAGAUCAUCAUCGACACCUAUGGUGGUUGGGGAGCUCAUGGUGGUGGUGCCUUCUCCGGCAAGGACCCUACCAAGGUAGACAGGAGCGGUGCAUACAUUGUUAGGCAGGCUGCUAAGAGCAUUGUAGCCAAUGGCCUUGCUAGAAGGUGCAUAGUGCAGGUCUCAUAUGCAAUUGGUGUACCUGAGCCACUAUCAGUGUUUGUUGACACUUAUAAGACUGGAAAGAUUCCAGACAAGGAGAUUCUGAAGUUAGUGAAGGAGGCCUUUGAUUUUAGGCCUGGAAUGAUUGCCAUUAACUUGGACCUCAAGAGGGGAAGGUAUUUGAAGACAGCUGCUUAUGGACACUUUGGUAGAGAUGAUCCUGACUUUACAUGGGAAGUGGUGAAGACCUUGAAGUGGGAAUAGCCUUAAAGAGUACAGGAUGUGAUUCUGAUCUCUCUACUUAAUAGCAGCUGAUUAUUGAUUUGCUUCUUCCAAAUCAAGAAGAGGCUUGCUAUUGCUUGCUUUUGAUUGUGUGCAUGUGUGCUUUUUCUUUAUUCUAUCAAGCGGCUUCAUUUGGCAUGUUGAAUUCUAUUGAAGAAAAUAGUGGAGUUUUGAGUUUGGUGAAUCAAACAUGUAAAGAAUCGCUCUCUUGAUUACUGUAAUUGAUUUCUGUGCACAAGCUAGAAAGGAUCAGCUGCAAGGCCACAUCAA